AUGCUGACGAAACAGAUCCUCUUUGUACUGGGCGGCCCCGGCGCGGGCAAAGGCACGCAGUGCGCGAAGCUCGUCGAGGCGUUCGGCUUUGUGCACUUGUCGGCGGGGGAUCUGCUACGGGCCGAGCGUCAGUCGGGCUCAGUGAAUGGCCAACUGAUUGACAGCAUGAUCAAAGAAGGACAGAUCGUGCCCGUGCAGAUCACGCUGAGUCUCUUGCAGCGGGCGAUGGUCACGAGCGGCCGCGACCUGUUCCUCAUUGACGGGUUCCCGCGCAACUUUGACAACCUGCGCGGCUGGCAGGCCGCCAUGCCCGAAGCCGAGUUCCACGUGCAGGGCGUGUUGUUCUUUGACUGCAACGAGCGCGUCAUGGAGCAGCGGCUGCUCGAGCGCGGCAAGACGAGUGGCCGCUCGGACGACAAUGCCGACGCCAUCCGCAAGCGCUUCCGCACGUACUUGGACUCGACGCUGCCUGUUGUCCAGUACUACGAGCAGCAGAAGAAGGUGUUCAAGGUGGACGCGACGCUCGGCGUGGACGACGUCUUUGCAGCAACGAGUGCCGUCAUUCGACCGCUCGUGGGCAAGUAA
Hyaloperonospora brassicae is the source of this 585-nucleotide messenger RNA. The record is from the annotation of a GenBank genome assembly. NCBI's taxonomy places the organism in Eukaryota, Oomycota, Peronosporomycetes, Peronosporales, Peronosporaceae.